GGCGUGUCAGACACAUGCCUCCUUAAAGCGGCCGCUGCUCCAGUAAAAAGUCAUAGCCUCCCUGCUGAUUGUGCUGCAAUAAGGGGGCAACUCAGCCUGCAAGUCAGCCCCAAACCUCACCCCUUUCCUCCUGCCAUGUACACCAUCACCAGAGGACCCAGCAAGUUAACCACCCAGAGGAGAACAGGUAACACCCUAUCUGUCUGUGUGUCUGUCUGCUGUGGGAGCCCCCAGAGAUGUCCCCUCUCCAUACUCAAAGUCCAGGAGAUCUGCUUAAUGCACCAUAGGUGCCACUGCCUGAGCUGGCAUUACAGGGGUUAACAGAGCUGGUGUACAGUCUGUGCUGGGAUCCAUGUCCUCCAGAGACUCCCCCACAGCACAUACCUUUUUAUAGAGAUCUGUGCUCCCCACUCUCUCCUGGUACACCUGUCUCUUAAAGGUUAAUGCACAUCAUGUCUCCUAUACUGUGCAAUGUUCUAUAGCUUCCCAUAUGCUGCACAGUCCUCUGUCUCCAACCAGGGCUUUCUGUGCACAAUACAAGUGACAUUGCUCAUACAAUACAAAUUGGUUUUUAUGCGUGUGUUUUUUUUUUUGUUUGUUUUUUUUUUUUUUAGGUCCCAAGCAGCAGAUUGAUACAAAGUUGCAAGAGUUAAAAAGCAAACAGUUACUGAUCUCCAACUCAGCCAGCACCUGCGAGCCACUUCCAAGGUCAGCCUGCCACAAACAAUGUAUCAUUUUACCAUGAAGGGUAGGGGGUGAGGGUCAGGAUAGAGCUUAGUCUGCACCCCUAUAGUGCAGAUUUGGGGUGCUGCUGUACUGGUGGGGGGGCUGUGAAGCUGCAGUGUGACCUUGUGCAGAGGUUAGCAUGUGCACAGUGUCAUUGUCACAUGAUGGGUGCAGAGGGGUGUGUUCUGGCUGAGGGGGAGUGGCCAUUGAUCUGUGAUCUGACUAAUGAUCUCAGGACUUUGUAUAACUCGAUACAAAGUAUGUUUGUUCAAAAUGUUUAUUUAUUAUUAUUAUUUAAAUCCAAUCUUUGUCAGAACUACAACUCCCAUGAUGCUCUGUCAGCUGAUGUCUACCUUUUUGGCCACUCCUAUUCUAGAGCCAGUUCUGUGUAGAUUGGGUAUCUGACUUCAUAGUAACUGUAGUGAUUCUGGCUGAGUGUGAUAGGAGUUGUCGGUACUCCCUUAUACUGCGGCAUGGGUACAGUGCUGGAUGAAGCCGUGUACUUGGUGCUGUAACGCAGACUGCAUUAUUAUUAUUUUUAUUUAUUUUUUUAGUUGACCGUUGUUAUCCCUUCCUCGCGGAAACAAUUCCAUUAAUUUUGAGUCCGGAGCCAGGCUCUGAACAAACAGAACAUUCAUUCUGGCAGCGUGAUCAGACGCAAUUGUCAAACAGGACUAUACAUAGUGACUGUAUACCCCGCAGGGUUCCAAACUGCUCUGUCAUCUUUCUCCCUAGCGAAUACCGAGGUCAAGGCUUUUUCUCUAAAGUGUGACUUGUUUGGAAUUCAAAGGGAGUUUUAAUGAAUAAAUUCCGAUUAUUUCGGUGUAAUUUUGAAAUUUACUGAAAAUGUUUAACUUUAGACACUGGCCCUGUGAGUGGAUCUGCCAUUUAAAUUGCCUGUCCAGUGGUGACGGUGGCCUUCAUUGGUGUGAUCAUCACUUCCUGGUGGUACAUCUCUGAUCUAACACUCCAUGUACUGACCCACCUUUACUGGGUGCAAUAGGUUUAGAGCGGCCAUUUUUUUUUUUUUUUUUUUAAAUUGUGCCCAUCUCCAGUUUAAUGUAAUUUAAUGGAUUUUUGGAUCAACCGCAGAAACAGUUGUGAGACAGGCUGAACUUGAUGAACACUUGUAAUGCUCCUAUAGUAGUUGUACUGUGACUCGAUCCUAUUUCCUAUUCAAUCUCUUUAAAAAUCUGUCUUUGUUUAAUUAUCUUGCUUUACCCGAACAUAAAGUAACUGGAUUAUUCUAGGUGUGUAUUAAAAUACCUGCCGUGCUGUAUUAGAGGCCCCUCCAGUUAACAGGGACUCGCCAGCUUUCUGCACUUACUAUUUUUAUUAUUAUAGCGCCAGCGAAAUUCCGUAGCGCUGUACAAUGGUAUGAACGUGCACAGAGUAUGUCGGGACACAUGGCCUUGGUUUGGCCCAUUGUGUGUCGCUGUCAUGUUUGUCAAAGGAUGUGUGAUGGGCUUUAAUCUCAGCUGCCACUGACCCUGGCUGUCUCCUUGAUCUAGUUCAAAAGCUGCCAUGGUUUUUCCACUGGUGGUGAGCAUCCUUGGUUCUGGCCGUGAGAAAAGGCCAUUAAUAACGGUUCAAUCGUAUCUGUGUGCCUCUCUCUCUCUUGCUGCAUGCCUAGUGAGUCUAGCCGGGGGUGGCCAAAAUGUAGCUCCUAGUUCUCUUAGGACUGCAACUCCUUUAAUGCUUUGCCAGCCUUAAUAUUGUCAAGGGGUAAUGGGACUCGUAAAAAAACUAAACAAAAAAAGAAACACACUAAAGGGAUCUCAUAUCUCAACAUUUCAAACUGAAAAAGGAUGAACACUAAUUUGAUGAGUUGGGGUGCUGGCAGGGGUGAUAUGAGAAAAUUUAGGUUACUUAUAAUGUAACUUGGAACAAUGUAUUUUAAUUUCACAGACACAUCACUGGGAGUAUUAUUAGAGCUCUGCUAUACACUCAGACACACCAACAAUAUGGAGCUCCUAGCAACGAGGGAUAGAGAAGGACAGGGAAAUUUGAACCCAAAAUAGGGACUGUCCCUCCUAAAUAGGGACACCUGGGUGGUAUGAGAUCUAUCUGUGGGCAUUUUCUUUAUUCCUUCAUGUGCUGCAUGUUCACAAGUCUUUAUUAACUGACUGGGGAUGAUGGGUGCUAUAGUUCUGCAACAACCAGAACAUUAGAAUGAUGAAGCAUCAUCACUAGCCUCUCCUCCGUUAGAUGCUCACCCAGUCUCCACUCGUUAAAAAAAAAAAAUCAUUAAAAACCCACUUCUUCAUAAAAGUGUAUCAAAUAAAUUAUUAAUAGCUCCCGACUGAUUCCUCUUCUGCAACUGUCACUAGUCUAAUACUAUCCUUACCUUUUGUGUCAUUUUACCCCACUCCCUCUAGCAUGUAAGCUCAUUGAGCAGGGCCCUCAACCCCUCUGUUCCUGUGUGUCUAACUUGUCUGGUUACAACAACAUGUCUGUUCGUCCACCCAUUGUAAAGCGCUGCAGAAUUUGUUGGCGCUAUAUAAAUAAUAAUAAUGUAAACUGUAGUCAUAAAACAUCUGGGGAUCUACCUUUUUUGGGCAUCCCUGGUUUAUAUGAUCCUUCCCCCAACCCCAUCGUGUUAGAUUUGAGAAUGCUAAACCUCCUAGUAUAUCUAAAUAUAUUGUAUAAUAAACCUGCCGGCAAAUGUAUUAACUUCAUGAGACUAUUCUCUAAACUUGACAUUUUUAUGGAUUAAUUAACCAGGAAAUUACACAUUUUAUAUUUUAAGCUGAGCUGGAGCGUUUUUCACUAGUCUCAGUUUAGUGAAUAUAUCCCUCUGUCAAGAUGUCCGUUUGUUGAGCUCAUGGUUGAUCCUGGAUUAACCAGGUUACAGAGUAGCACUGACUGUCUGGAGAUAAGAUCAAUAGAACUGUAGAGUCAAUGAAUGCACCUCGUGUAAACACUGACGAUGCUGUGUAUAUCUUUCCAUAACCAGUCUGAUAAAUGAGUUCUUCAACUUUUGUAAUUACAUUAUUUAAGGCAUGUAUUCACCUCUUGGACAGGAGUGUUCCUGGAAGCACCCCUUGUCAAACUGAGGGGAGAUAUUUACUAAACUGUGAUCUGACCAGGGAUUUGCCUGUUUUUAGCCCAGAUAGAACAAAUAUAUGCCUAAAACUUGCAAUUCCCAGUUUAGCAAAUAAACUCGUUUGUGGAUUUCUACCUCAAAACUAUGAAGCGGUAAGAGGCAUAACUAGAAACCACGGGGCCCCGGUGCGAAAAUUGCCCUUGGGGCCCCCCUCACACAUGUAGACAAAUAGAGAGAGAUAUAUAUAUUGAAGUGGAAAUCAAAUCAAUUGAUUAUUCUUUGUGUAUCUGCCCCUGACCAAAUUAAUGAAACAGUGCGUGCACGCUCCCUGAAGUAAUUCACACCAGACACAAGUUUCAGGUAGUUGAAUAACUUGAGGAAUGUUUAUUCAGAGGGGACGGCAAGUCCCUUUUUAAAGCAAAAUUACAUCAUAAGCAUUGUCAGAGAUAACAUGGAAUAAUACGGUAUCAAUUGGUUACGUGUUAAGUAGUUAUCUUAGUGCUCUGCCUACUAGAGGUGAUGUCACUGAGACCAUGAGGGUCUCCCCCAGAUCUCAGCGCCAUCUUGUUACACGAGGUAGUUAGUCGAGGUUAUAAGGAGGGAGGGGUUAGAAACUUCUAGCAGCCAUUUUGUCUAAAUAUGCGUGAAUAGCUUAUCUACUGAUUUCAGUGCAAUGGGUAAACAGACAUUUUACUAACUACAAAGUUAUAUGUGUAUAUAUUCAUAUUUUAUUUCCACAACAGUCCCCCCUUAAAAUGGCUAUUUACCAUAACAACUGCAGCUGUCCCUUACUCAUCCCUAGCUGCCUGCAGCUCAUCUGUCUUAACGAGCAUCGAACUCUUUACUCCGUGGGUAACCCGCAGCGGCUAGUCCACCACAUCUCCACACGUGAGACUUGCCCGUAGAGACAGACGCUUUCCCUAUGCUAUCCCUACAGGAGUGCAGUUGCCUGUUUGAAUUGGUGAGGCUGAAGGGGUGUGUGUGGUGCGUCAUAGUCUAGUUCCGUAACAUCCUGAUGUAGGAAGGUAGGAGUUGCGUCAUCUAUAGUCUUACCCACUGCUUUCGUAGGUACCUUUUUGUAUGCAAGGGAACACACAACAGAUUAAGAACAGGAAGAAAAUAAGUACUAUAUAUAUUUUUACAGACACACACUAAGACCAGUGGUGUACCUACCACAGUCACAGGGGCCGCAGCUGCGACCGUAGGCCACCUAGAUGCCGCCUCCUAUGACAGGGGGAACACUGAGGGGCGGCACCCUGCAGUGAGGGGCCCGGUCGCAGCCGCGACCCCUGCGACCGUGGUAGGUAUGCCACUGGAACCAGUACUCCCAGAAUAGGACCCUUAUAUGGAGAGGCUCUUUGAGAUUGAAGUCAAUGGUUAAACUGUUUCCAAAUGUGUUCCGGAUCCUUUCCUAACCAGUGUUCAAAGUUCACCAGAGUCUGUCUGUGGUGAGAGUGCAGCUCAGGCGGCAGCAAGUAAAAGCAACCCUUAGCCUUACAAACUAUCAGAUCAAUGGUUUCCAAAUAAAGGCAUACCCAACUUUACAGCCUCCGUGUACGGGCUCUGUCCUGCUCUAUUGUACAAUGUGUACCUGGUGGACUUUAUUUCAUUGAUGUAAAGGGCCGGGCCUAAGCUUAAUAGCAUGUGAAGUCUUCAUACUAAUUUUGCAGCAUUGAGAAAUUAGAAUUCCCUUCCCAUACAUUCAGGUAUAAUCACUGCACUGUUCCUGUUUUGACCCUAGAUUGGCAUGUUCAUGGCUGUUAAGUUGGCCCUGCCAAGAUCUUCAGUUUGUUACAAAUUGGGGGGAGAAAGAAUGGCAAAAUCUUCCUUGGCUGCUAGGAUGUUUAGACUGUGUUUUUAAUUUCGCUAACAAACUACGCAGUCUAGCACACCGUCAUCUACACAAGUCACCACGGACUUCCGGAGAUUCCUUGAGGUUUGAAUCUACAAAGCUCCACUACCCCUAAAGACUCUUGAGAAAUUUUUUUAAAAUUUUUUUUUUUUUUGUAGUAGUAGUAGUAGAAAAUGUAACAAGAUUGAUUAACAUUAUUGUCUAGAAACACAUAUAACAGCAUAUUUUAUUUAAUCUGACAACUAAAACUGUAAUGUGGUUCGGUAGUGUACUAUAAAAAUUAGAAGCGCUUACGUAUCGGGGCUAGCUAGACUUACUAAGCUUAGUAUCGGCCGAACUGGCAUUGUAGAGUAAUUACUUAGGAUAUGCGCAUGUGGCUAUGCGUGCUAUGUUUUCGCUCUCUGCUGAAAGCACGUGGAGCUGAUUGAUAUUUUAUUUCCCCCCCCCUUUUUGUUGUUCUAGGUACCUUAAUUGUUACAUCAAGGGAGAUAUGUGGUUUCAUAUGAAGUAUUAUGAGGCUUUAGCUUUUAAUUCCUUUAUAUAAUUAGCCACCGGUUUGUGCAGUCUAAGUAAAUAGUGCCGUCAAAUGAUAUGUCCAAGAACCCCAUGUUAGUGUGUGUGUGGUUUUUCCUGAUCUAUCAGGAGUUAGGGCAGGUAGGUGGGCCACGUUAUGAGUGGCUGGUGUGGGCCAUGCCAUGGGUGGGUGUGUUAGGAGGAGGCAAGUUUUGUGCCUUAUUGCGUAUCCCUCUUGGCGGGCUAGGCGUAUCGUGACUUGGAUACUAUGGUGGUACGGUUACCCCCUGUCAGGAGGGGUGCGGUGGUCCUAUGAUGGGUAAUGACACCCUUUGUGACAUUGUGGUAUGGGAGGUCUCCAGAUAAGGCGCUGGGGGUGGUCAGGUUGGCCUAUGUGAUCCGGGUUGAGUGAGGGGGGUCUGUGCGGGCCACGAGAGUAGCUCCUAUUGGUGUUGGCGCGGUGGCUGGGGAGCUUAUUGGGGGGGACGUAUGCGGCCCGUUUUCCCCCCCCCCCCCGGUUAUGUUCACAGUUCUCCAGGAGCUUGUGUGGGGCCCUAGUGGAUGUAAAACAAACAAUGCAGGUAUAGCAGAGCUAAGAGAAGAAAGGUAUGGGACAUGGUAAACUUAAUUAGAGAACAAGAUUAAAGAUGUUAGUCCUCUAUGAGCAAAGUCUUAACUGACAUCAUGUGGUGUGGCUGACUGGGAGAGAUCUGGUUGUGGCUUCUGCGUGAAUGUCCUCUGGGGGGCCUCCUGGGUACGAAGUGGGCUGUGUUCGCCGGGUCCCAGCCAUGCGAUGUGGUUGCCGUUGGUUAAUGAGUUCGGUGGGAGGCCCAGGCUCUCCAGGAUCGCUGCUGCUCCUUCCAAAUCGUGAACUGGGUAGAUGGUUCCGCCAUGGGAGAUUGCCAGCGUGUGUGUUGUCUUCCAUCUGUAGGUGAUGUUGUGCGUCCGGAGCAGCGUCGUGAAGGGCUGCAGGGACUUUCGCCAUGCCAGUGUGCUCCCUGUGAGGUCGGCAAAGAAGGUAAGCGAAGAGUUCUCAAAGUUGUAUGGGGAUUGUCCCCAGAGGGCGCCCAUCACGCACAAUCAGGACCCUGGGAGCAGUGGCCGGGGCUUUGGCGGGUCUGGGGAUCCGGAACGUGCUUUCUAUCAUUAUCGCUUUCGCCUGUCUGGGAGGCAAGAUCGUGCCCAGGAGGCGUCUAAUAAAGUUCGGCAAUUCGGCGUCUGGGAUUGCCUCCACCAGCCCUCUGACCUUGAGAUUUUUGAGUCGUCUGGAGUCUUCCAUUAUUGUGAGUUUCUGUUCUAGGCUGGUCUGUUGAUUUCGGAGGGUCUGCAUCUCUUGUUGCAGGUGCAUAACCUCUCGUUUGGUGUUGUGGGAGUCAGUCUCCAGGGCCCCCAUACGGCCUGUCAGACCUUUGAGGUCUUUGCGUAGUGCUGUAACUUCCGCGUGGAUGUCCCACCGGAGGUCUGCUAGAAGGUCUUGCAUAUCAGCCUUGGUCACAGGCUGCAAGUCCCUCUUUGGCGAGGUUGGUGCUGGCACCUGUCUUGGCCCCUGUGAUGCUGGUAUGAGGAAAUCCGCCAUCUCCGGAGUUUGUUUGUCCGAGAAGUCUGAGCUUUCUUCGAGGUAGGACGCCAUCUUAGAUUGCGAGAUCUCAUGUGCUUGCCGCCACAGGUCCCCAAUGUUCAUGCCCAUUCUAGGCUUGUCUGCCUUUUGUUUUUCGUCCCAUUACGGUGUAUGCUGGUUUAGUGUCCACUUGGCACCGAUUUUGUUUGGGGUAACUUGUUUAUAGCGCGAAAAUUAGGCCUAGUAUUGCAGAGCUCGGCUUAGGUGUGACCACUCCGUUCUAUUGCUUGGCUCCGCCUCCAGAAAUACCUUAAUACCUUCCUUUUUUUUUUUUUUUUUUUGAGUAAUGUUUCUCUCUGUCCCACUGAUGGUGCAGUGGGGAAGUGAAGCAAGUCGUUCUUCAAUGUACCCCUUUGAACAGAUGGAAUCCAGUCAAAUUGACCACAUGCAUUAAUUUUUUUUUUUUUUUUAUCAAAAGCCAUCUCCCGGUCAGCCAAUGCUCUGGGUGACCAUUAAAGUCUCAGUGCUGCACUAUUUUAAUUAUUCCUCUUCUUAUGAAGAACAGAACCCCAAGAUGAAUCAAAAUCUUGGAAGAUCCCAGGGCCAUCCCAAAAAAUGGAACUACUACCCUUUUACUCGCUAGAUACCUGGAAUAUUCCUAUUUAUUAUUAUAGGCUAUGUAAUAGGUAGUACAUUAGUUUUAAUUAAAACUCCAUGAUCAUAAGAUGUGGUCUGUGGCAGGGUUUGUGUGGUUUAACGUUAAACAUUUACCGUAACUGGUCCGAAUCUGUGCGACUUUCCAUAUGUCUCAUAAUUGGGUUUGUUUUUUGUUUGAAUUUUUUUUUUUUUUGUAUAAAUGUAUUUUUUAUUUUUUAUUUUUUUUCUAAGCAAUCAAGUUCCAAAACUUGUCUUCAACCGGGUAAAUGGCAAGCGAAUCCAGGCACAGCUCCCAUCACCGGAGGAGGAGGAGGUCUAUACACCAGAGCACGAAGAGAAUGUCCGCUUUGUUUAUGAGGGUAAGCAUGUCUUAAUCUGGAUUUAUGUCUACUUUGUCCUAUAGAGAGGGAAGACUGGUGAAAAGCUACAAUACAGUAUGUGGGUUUACCAGCCACAACGAGUUAUGUGACCUUUUUGGUCGACCUUGUUCUGCGUUAUUGGAGAAAUGUUAAAAUUUGGCUAUGAUUACAUUUUACAGAGAAUAUGACCAUUUCCUAUAUUUGCAAUGUAGCUUGCUGAAUUUUUGCACAGGUUUAUUUUAUGACCAGAGAAUGUGCUUGUCAUUCCCCCCUUUUGUUUUUUUGUUUUUUUUAAAAGGGUGGGAUAUGAGGCAUGACCAGGCACAGUCACUUCAUAACCUACUGACAUCCCUUUUUUGUGUUGGUCUGAUACAAACAAUAGGUGUAAAUGUAAUACUAUAAUAAAUGCACUUUCUUUAGUUGCUGUGAGUUUUUACUCUUGCACACCAAAAAAUAAAAUAAGCUCGUUCCUGAAUAGGAUUGAUAUUCCGAUAUAGUACUGUAUUUGCCUGUACCUGGCUCCGUCCGAUUAUCAGAACCCCACAGUAAUGUCCUAAUUCUUACUCUCUUGCAGCGUGGCAGGAAGUACAACAGAAACUGGACAAACAGAACGGGGGCUCCACACAACAAUAUCAAGAUCAGAACCCUGAUUCCUCCAUUAAGAGUAAGCCAUACCUCACCCCCUUCCAUGUUUAUUGCACAAGUAGGUGAAGUCCUGCAAUGUGCCGAAUUCACACAAUGCUGUACGGAGGCCUGACUCCAUCUUCUUGUAGUGCUUAUCCAGAAUUACUGCUGUACGUGUCAUGGCUUGGGGUUUCUGGGAAUGUGUAGUUUUUUUGCUUCAGAAAACAAUUUGCCUAUAACGUAAACCCUUACUGUUCCCCUAAAUCUCACAUUCUGGGACAAUCUAAACAUUGUGAUAGAAAAUUCUAGCACAUAUCUGUCAAUUCUAGGUUUGACAAGAACGGAUUUAAGUUCCUGCAGAACUCUGGGCUGGAAUUGCAAAUGAAAGCGAGACUAUUGUGUAGAGUGGUUUUAUAUUAAAAAAACAAAACAAAAAAAACCCUCUAAAUCUAAGAGGAUGAUGUAUUGGAACAUUACAGUAAAGUCUUCAGCACACUAACCUUCUAUCAGAGUUCUGCGAAUUGCAAAGCGGAUUAGUGUCUAGAAUUAUUUAGCUUCUUCCGAUCUCCACAUCACUAUGCAGCUAUUAUGCAAACGAGCUGAAUGAAUUUGCAUGCUUGACUGCAUAGUGACAAAGAAUGGUUUAAACGUUCCCAUUCAUUCCUCCUUCGAUACGGACACACUGUGAACCGUCUAUCCUAAACCCAUAUUUGUGCGGUGUUAUUGGCUUGUUCUGAUUGUCGCAGCAACUCCUGUAACUACUGUUUUUGUUUCUUUUUUAUUUUCAGACUUUGUCCCAAUUGAUCUUGAAGAAUGGUGGGCUGAGAGAUUCCUUGCUAACAUUGAAAACUGUGCUUGAAGAUGUAUGACGUAGUGUUUUUAACAUUUGUUUAAUCUGGAUGCACAAAAUGACUACUCCCACAGGGUUCCAUUCCCCCACUCUUCAAUUGGUCAGAGAGUAUCCACUCUUUCCACCCGUCAGAACCCAAGAGAAAACACUAAAAUGACAUUUAAGCACCUUUGGGUGCUGAAGAACCCCUCCCUCCAACUCUGUUCAACCCUUAAUCUAAAUGAGGAGUCUGAGACAGCAGCUACUUGCUCCUUGUGUGGUGUGUUUUGUCUUUUAUUGCACAAAAGAAAUGGUACUGGUUACUGUUUUAACAAAAUUGAAAAAGGGGGUAAUGCAGAUACAGAGAGCUCAUCUGCAUUCUAUGCAGCCGCAGAGCCAGUUCCUCGUGGGCGUUACCCUGUGUUAUAAAUGACAAGCUGUGAUUUGUUUUCCUUUAUCUGUUGGUCUGUUCAUCACACUAGUAACACAGCAUUGGACAACAGACAUUAUUGCAUCGGGUUUUUUUUUCUUUCCCCUGGCUGCAUUGGUCUCAAUGUGUUGAAUGCAACCCUUUAGACCGGUCUCCACUUUUUACUUUUUUUUAUGUGAGGGGUCUGUACAGAGUGGGAAAUGUCUAUUUUUCUAAAUAAAGUCAGGUUUUUGCCUCAAGCUGUAUAUUUUUGUCGCUAAUAGCAAUAUAAUCUGGAUCUGUACCUUGCUCUGUACAAGACUAUUUGCCUGGCUGUGCAUCAUGGGAAUUGUAGUUUUGCAGAAUCUGUGGAAUGGUCUGUUUUCCUACCAACUCCAUACUUCCCAUAAACCCUCCUGUUUUCAAAGGUGCCCUCUAAGCACCCUACCCAGUGCAGCUCAUUGACUUCUUUCGUUGCCCCGCCUAGGUGGCAUUGAUGGGGUGAGAGCCUUAACGGAGCUCCUAGGUACUAGGAUGAUGGAAUCACACCUGAUAAUUCAGAAGCGGUGCUUUUCCCCUGACAAAAUAGUGAGACAGGAUUCAUAGCAGCAUAACCACUACACUGGAUUCACACGAUCUCACCUGCUCAGCCAAUUUAUUACCUAUAAAAUACAGGUGCUAGCACCCUUAACUUUAUUUUCUAGUAUGUUUCUCACCCUGUUAGAUGUUUAUUAUAAGUAAUAAAUGAGAUGUUAAUGGAAAGUAAAACACAAGGAGACAAUGUGUGUCAAAAAAAGCAGCAUAAAUACAAUUUAUUCAGUAUACAAUCAAAUGCCUGUUUGGAUCAAUCUGUUAAUGCGGUCCAAAGAAGAGAGGAAUCUUUGCAGUGGAUCACAAGCACUCGUGACUUAUCAUUCUCACGCAGGGAACACCUUUUAUCAUUUUAAAGGAACACUUUUUAAAAAAAAAAAUUAUUAUUAUUAGAUGCCUUCCUUCUUUAAAUUAUACAAACAUUAAACUUCCCUGCAAGCCAUACCUGGGACCGUUUCCUUACUGCAAGGUGCUCUGCCUUCAGUAAUAUCAUCAAGCUUGAUUAACUCUGGCCAAUCAGAUGCUUUUUAUAAAGUAACAUUGAUGACACAAGGUGCAUGACGGUUAGCUAGCGACCAGUGUUCGAAUGCUUUGUUUGUCUAAUAGUCACUUAUUGGCGUGGAAACUGCAAAUUGUAAACUGCACCAUUUCUCAGAAACAGAAUUGUUUUCAUGUGCAAGGUUGCAGGGGUGCAUUUAUGUCCCAUAACUACACUGUCCCUUUGAGGGAGGCAGCCCACGCAUGGGUCAUGCAGCAGAUAUCAGUAACAUGAUCAUAUUAUAAAAAGGGAACCCAACACCUAACCAGAGCUAAAUUGGCUGGAUGUUUACAUGGCGUUGUUGGCUCAACGAGGCUAAUCCUUAGCCGUGCCUUCUUUGUGACAUCAUGUCAGCCUUUAAGCAAAUGAAUGGCUACUAGGCCAAACUAUUAAUUUGCAUAAAAGGCUGCAUAUAAUGGGGAUGGAAACGAAAAACUUUAAAUCCUUCUUAUUGUGCAAUGGCCAGUACGGUUAUCACUGUAGAUACAUUGGACUACAUUUCCCUUGAUGCCAUCUGUAAAUACUAUUCUUAGUAUAGUCAACAACUGCUACUGCAUCUGUAGGUUAGCAAUCAUGUCACUGAUAAUUGUAGUGUUUUUCAAGGUACAAUCACCCCUUCCCCGUCCUGGAAAUCAGCUAUAACUUGUGUUUAAAUUAUUUCCUUUUUACAUGUAAAGCCAGAGCAGCCUUUUCUCCUCUGCCUAUGAACAAAUCAUACCAGACUAGAGUUAAAUACAGUAGUGAGGAUUUCUACAUUUAAUUUUCUUUUACAGUUCACGAAUACAUAUAUUUGUUAAAUACGCAGAUGUCAACAUAAUAGAAAUGCUAGAAAUUGAUGGCUGCUCGUCUUUAAAUCACCAAUCUCUGCUGUGAAGGUGCCAAGUUCUCCCAUAUCUGGCAAGGGAACGUGUGCAUUCAUAAAUGACCGCUAUAUUUCAGGCUUUUCGGACUGAGGGGGAAAAUCGCUAUAGGUGCUGGAGACCCCACCUACAGCUUUUGCCACAUCUUGUGCAUUAACUGAGGCUAUAAGGCACUCUAGGAGUUAGAUGAUUGCUGCAUGCACAUCAGAUCAUCGGUGGCAGUAAAGAGCAUGGAUCGCCUUUUAUUUAUAUUAUUUUUUAUCCUUUGCCGCUUUUAAUGACUUCAGAGCUUGAACUCAUUUUCGGGGAGAGAAGUCAUAAAAAAGUUGAAGUUUUAAAAUAAUGUAGGACUGGUAGUUAAUACAAUGCAGGUCAACCCAUCCCUGGCCUAUAUCUGAACCAAUUUCAUGGUUUUAGGACCCUUUUAUUUAGAGAAACUCCUCUGGUCUAUUGAGAGAGUUGGACGGAAUUAAAAAAAAAAUUUUUUUUAUAGAAGAGCAGGAUAAGGGGGAGGCUCAAAUUCCCUUGUAUAUGAUUUAAACUGGCCUUCCACACAAAAGAAGCACAUUUUCACACCAUCCCAAAAGCAGUAAAUAAAAUACAUCUAACAUGAAAACACUCCAUGAUCAUGGUCCCUACUAGACUUGUGCAAAAAAUAUUUGGGGACAAUUUGUCUGAAUCAAAUUAAUUUUAUUCUACACCAGAAUUGAUCACUUGUUCAAUAACUAAGACUCCACGGGUAAAUCCUGCACAAGUGAUUUUGGACAAACCCUUCAAAAAUAGUUUUUUUUUCACGAGUCUAGUUCCUACCAGUGAAUACUAUAUUAUGACUUCAAGAAACCAAGUUUUAGUGGAUUCUAAAUGUUAUCAGCACUCGUUACAAUUCCACAGUAGCAUGAAUGCCAAAACGGGCGACUCCUUUCCAUAUUGACAUGAGAUGUUCAAGAGCUAUCACCAGUAAAACUGACAGGGCAGAGUGACUCCUAUUUUAUAGGUGCACCUUACUUCCCUGGAAAUCCUUACAGGAGAAUUGGAGUAAUUCAAUGAUACGUUAUGGUCUUCUUUUGCAGAAAAAUUAACCUUCAACACAUCCUUAUGUCAACAAAGGUUGGCUUAACUACUGGCCCUUCUCUGAACCCUUACACUAAGCACUGAAUUGUUCUGCACUAUCAAACGAAAUGGAAACAUUAAGGCCAAGAAAAUUUGCCAUCUUACUUAAAAAGUUCUACAUGUUUUCAUUUAGGUUUUUGAGCUAAUGAACCCCUUGGUCACUAGAAGUACCAAAUGCAUGGAGUCAAUAUCAUUGCACCAAAUGGCCCUUUAACUGUACUGUGCAGCGGAGUCCCCGACUGAUGGGAAUUGCUCCUGCCUACUGUUACAUAAUGAAAUGGUCGGACGGCAAUCAGUACACACACACACACACACACACACACACACUAAAUGUCUUUCUGUAGCAGUCACGGGACAAACCCUGAAUUCGUGACUUUCCAGCUGCUGACGGACACCAAUGACUGUGAUCUCUGGCAAGCUGGACAGUUACAUAUUAUCCAACUCUGCCCGGGCAAACAACCAGAAGAAGAGACAGCCCUAAGUAGAUAUGGACGGACGGGCUUGGACGAAGGAAUGACUGUGGACGGGAAAAUACAGCAGGAGUAUUCUUGGGAGAGACACAACAUUUCUGGUGUCAGUAUUAAGUUUAGACCUGGAAAUCUCGAUGUCCACAAUGGGUUUUCCCCACCCAUUAGAACCCACAGUUCCUGAAAGAGCACCUUACACAUCCUGUGCAGUGGAUCUUCUAUACAGUGCCCUCUUCUGGUGGCUGCUGGAAGUGGCUGAAACUCAGGAAAACUUGCUCCAAGGAAAUUUGGCUCACGCAGUAAUCUGCCAGGUCAAACUUCUCCUUGGCUUUCUCUAGAGUUCCGAACACCUGGUAAGAGAGCAGGAUUUAUACAAUAAACAGAGUAUGACAACAUGAGCCAAUAACUGCCUGACAAAAGCACAGAACAUUUCAACAUAAGCUAGGGAGAGGCUGGAUGACAGUGCAGAGCAUUUCAGUAUGAGCUAGGACCAAGCAGGGUGACUGGCAGAGAGAGAAUGCAGAAAACUAAGACUAGCUGGGGACUGGCAGUGAUGGAUUGCAGAGCACUGUAACAUGGGUUGUGAACUGCCAGAACCAGAAUGCAGAGCAUUGUAACAUGAGCUUGGGAUUGUCAGAGCUAUAAUGCAGAGCACUGUAAAAUGAGCUUUGGGUUGGCAGAGCCAGAAUGCAGAGCACUGUGAAAAGAGCUUGGGUUUGGCAGAGCCAGAAUGCAGAGCAUUGUAAGAUGAGCUUAGGACCAGCAGAGUCAGAAUGCAGAGCAUUGUAAGAUGAGCUUGGGACCAGCAGAGCUGUUGUGGUUCCUAAUAAAGUACCUGUCUUGAACCAAGGAAUGCCUGGACCUCUAUUACUUUACAAGCUCAGAAUUGGCCAGAUUAAAAAGUGGAGCAUCUCAUUUUAAACAUUGACCUGCACGAUCACAAUGCAAUUUAUCUAUCUAUCUAUCAUAAACUACGGAUUGUCACAAAUGUUCUUUAACACACUGCAUUUGAAUUAUGAAAGUAAUCAUACACUUCACUUGUUUUGGAGAAUUAAAUAUUUGCUGCCACUUUAAGAAUUUUCAAUAAUGUGGGACAGUUUAUUUGUUCAAUUCAUGAAUGCCAUAGUCUCAUUGGGGCUGUUCAUUUGACACCCCUAUCCAUUAAUGUGACUUGUGUGUGAAUGCCAUGUUAUUUUUUUCCAAAUAUGAACAAAUAAGUGGCACGGGGAGUGUAUGAAUGUUUAAAGAGACAC
Pelobates cultripes (western spadefoot toad) is the source of this 15392-nucleotide messenger RNA. The record is from the annotation of a GenBank genome assembly. NCBI's taxonomy places the organism in Eukaryota, Metazoa, Chordata, Amphibia, Anura, Pelobatidae.